UUCCAUCUGCGCCAUCAGUCUUUGUUAAGAGGAGCACAAAAGCUUCAGGCACGCAAUUCCACCAUCACUCUCCGGCAAAGGCUGCUUGAAAUCUCCGCUCAAUCUCCAGUUUUUAUUUUAAACAACACCGCUCGACAUGGAUCCCAACAGCAACAAGAGGAAGAACAACGCCGGCGACGGCAAAUAUCUGCCGGAGUUAUUGGCGGAGAAAGAUAGCCUGGACUCUUCAUUCACACACGCCAUGAAACUCCUAUCUGCAGAGAUUGAGAGAGUCCAGAAAGGUGAACCCAAGAAAGACUCUGAGCUGUAUCUGGAUCUGUUCGCCUCCAAGAGUGUGCGUGUGAAGGAGAGAGUGCUCAUUCCUGUGAAGCAGUAUCCCCGAUUCAACUUUGUGGGAAAGAUUCUGGGGCCACAGGGCAGCACCAUUAAACGUCUGCAGGAGGACACCGGAGCCAAGAUCUCAGUGCUAGGAAAGGGCUCCAUGAGGGAUAAGAACAAGGAAGAGGAGCUGAGGAAGGGUGGAGAUCCAAAGUAUGCACACCUGGGGAUGGAGCUGCAUGUGCACAUUGAGGUCUUUGCACCCAUUCCUGAUUGUUACCUGCGUAUGGCUCAUGCCAUGGAUGAGGUCAAGAAAUUCCUGAUGCCUGUGGAAGGUAUGGAUGAGAUGCAUCCGGAUGCUUUCAUGGAUCCAGGUUUUCUGAACGGCGCUCAGGAUAUGUCUGGUCAUGGCAGAGGCAUGCCAGGCAGAGGACGUGGUGGCCCUCCCCCAAUGGGUGCUAGGGGUCGUGGUAUGCUUCCUCGUGGAGCACCGCGUGGAGGAGCACCAAGAGGAGGUCCUGGCCGUGGAGCUGCAGCACGCGGAGCCCCAGCUGGGCGAGGAGGUCCUCAACCCCCCACCCCAACCAGAGGAGGAGCAGCAUCCCGCUCGAGACCACCAACCCAAGCUUCCAGAAUGACACCUGCAGCUGGACUCUCCCACCAACAGGCCAAACCUGAAACUUAUGGAGAAUAUGCCUAUGAAGAACCAUAUGCUGAGGCUUCCUAUGAAGGAUAUGAGAGCUACUACAGUCAGCAGCCUGCACAGCCAGAUACGGAGUAUUAUGACUACGGCCACGGAGAGGCACAAGAGAGUUACGAGUCUUACACAGAAGAUGACUGGGAAGGUGGUGCUUGGGGUGGUGCUGGUGGAAAAGCCCCUGCAGCUCGCCAAGGAAAAUCAUUUCGGGAGCACCCUUAUGGCCGAUACUGAGAGCGCUGUCGGCUCACUGCUGUUGCCUGCGCAGCCUCCUUCCCUCGUAACCUCUUGUUAUCAUCUAAAGUAAUUCUAGUUGUUAUUUUUGUAUGCUGUUUUGGUUAACACACACUCCUUUUUAAAUAUUCUGAAUCCCAAGUAGGAUGAUGACCAUUCAUAAGUUCAGUACGACACGUUUUAGACUUGCGGUUUAUAUGAUGGAUGUGCUUAGUCUCUUGGCAUUUUGUUUUGCAAUUUUAUUGUUUUCUUGCCGGUUUUGUUUUUUAUUAUUAUUUUUUUUUUAAUGGAUAAGUGUUCUUCGGAAAAAAGAAAUAAGAUACCUGCUAAGACAAUUAGCUGAUGGCCAUGUGUAAAUGACUUGCUAAAAAAGGGGAAAAAAUGCCUGUUAAUGUCACUUAUAUUCCAAACGCGCUUCAAGGCAAAACAAAAAAAAUGAAAAAUUGAAGGAUGCAUAAAAAUAUUAGUUUUCAAUUCAACUUGUUUUAAAAUUUGAGGUAAUUUCCUGUUUGAUUAUAGUCGUAAAAUUCAAACUACGCUUCUGCUGAUUCGUUUUGUUAAAUAAUAAAAUGAGCAAAACAAAUAAGGUUGUAGUUUAGCUUUACUUCAAGUCUGAAAAUCUUUGUACGUACAAUACGCAAAUAUUCAACUUGUACUUUUGGUGUUUUAGUUUUGCAGUUUCCGAAAUAUUAGCAGACUUUGUACAUUUUUGCCUAACUAGGGAUCUAAAUAUGUCCAAAAUGUGUCCCUACCAGUUUGUCAAUAAAGCAUAGUUUUUCUUUUACAGCCUUCAAAA
Molecule: messenger RNA, 2045 nt
Organism: Danio aesculapii
Lineage: Eukaryota; Metazoa; Chordata; Actinopteri; Cypriniformes; Danionidae
Gene: khdrbs1a
Product: KH domain containing, RNA binding, signal transduction associated 1a
Exons: 9
Coding region: 137-1249 (370 amino acids)
Biological process (GO): regulation of alternative mRNA splicing, via spliceosome
Cellular component (GO): nucleus
Molecular function (GO): poly(A) binding; mRNA binding
Source: RefSeq, a predicted model, not a curated record